Molecule: messenger RNA, 1561 nt
Organism: Pararge aegeria (speckled wood butterfly)
Lineage: Eukaryota; Metazoa; Arthropoda; Insecta; Lepidoptera; Nymphalidae
Exons: 7
Coding region: 338-1237 (299 amino acids)
Molecular function (GO): oxidoreductase activity
Source: RefSeq, a predicted model, not a curated record
CGGUCUGUGUAUCGGCGCGCUCCGCGGUGCUGCGUUCGAACCGCCCGGAAUGACUUGCCUAGACUAGCCCCGCGCCCGCCAUCCACCGCUCUUUGCCGCCAUCAUCGUCGCGUCCAUUACCAGUGCCAACUAUUCUAUCAGCUGUUUGUGUAAUUUAGAAACAUCAACAAAGAGCUUAAUUUGUGUUUACAGUUGUUCCAUGAACCGCUUCCGCCGCUACUCCUUCCGUCUCGGGUUGCUGGCUGCAGACAUUCCUUGGCCGGAUACCGGACCCUGCCCAAGAAUGCGGACCAGACGAGUGCGCUGAUGGUUUAUGUGUGUAUAAUCAUUGACAUACAUGAUGGCUGCGGAAGGAAAUUAUGGCAAUUUGCAGUUCACUUUGAGUAACGGGGUCAAGAUGCCAGCUGUAGGAUUAGGAACAUAUCGCAUUCGGAACAAUGAAGUACUUUAUAAGGCUGUUGACUGUGCUUUAGAAGCUGGAUAUCGAUUAUUUGACACAGCCGCUGUUUAUCAUAAUGAACAGUACCUAGGAAAUGCAUUGCGUGAAUUAUUGCCAAAAUAUGGACUCACUCGUCAAGACAUAUAUAUCACAACUAAAUUAUCCCCUUCUGACCUCGGAGGUAGUAACGUCGCAAAAGCCUUUAACACAUCCUUAGAGAAUUUAAGCCUGGACUAUAUAGAUUUGUAUCUGAUCCAUUUCCCGGGUGCUUCCAAGAUCCCCGCACAAAGUUCCAAGAAUGCAGAAUUACGCAUCGAAACGUGGAACGAAAUCACCAAGCUUUAUGACCAGGGUAAGGUCAAGGCGAUUGGCGUUUCGAAUUUCACAGUCAGACAUUUAACAGAAUUGGCUAAAGCUACGGCUGUGGAACCUAUGUUGAAUCAGGUUGAAUGGCACCCUCAUUACUAUCAACCAGAAUUGCUGCAGUACUGUAACGAUCAUAAAAUACGUCUUCAGGCUUACUGCUCUUUUGGCGGUUUGGCGAUAAGUAACAGUUCUUUGAUGGAAGAUCCUGUGGUGGUAGACAUUGCUCAGAAAUAUAACGCUACUUCUGCCCAAAUCCUGCUUGAGUGGGCUCUGCAUCAAGGCAUAGCAGUUAUUCCCAAAUCCACAACAGAACACAGGAUUAAAGAAAAUAUACAGCUCAAUUUUAAACUAACAACAGAAGAUAUUUCACAAAUCAAUACACUCGGUUCUAUUAAUUGCAAAUAUUCUUGGGACCCUACCCCUAUCGCUUGAAACGUUAUGUGAUUAUGUGACUUUUAAAUGUAAAAUUUAUCAUUUGCUCAUUUAUUUACUUUAUGAAAAUUUAUUAAUUUUAUUAUCAUACUUCGGAAUUAAAAGCAGAAUUGUCGCUUAUAUUAUAAAAAUUAAGCUUAAUUUGCUAUAGUCCGCGAACAGCAGGAGAAUCUGUAUGGUGUAAUUUAUAAUUUCUUCAAUCCGUAUACUCCACACCAAACAGAUCCUCGGCAAUGCAGGGUGCAUUUACGAGAUAAUUUCCAAGAUCACUUAACAAUUAUUCAUUGUAAAGUCAACAUCUCCUGAGGAUGCUCCGGUUUUGGA